Messenger RNA from Carassius auratus (goldfish), 5590 nucleotides. RefSeq lists its product as uncharacterized. The record is from RefSeq and is a predicted model, not a curated record. Gene Ontology annotation, biological process: DNA integration. Gene Ontology annotation, molecular function: zinc ion binding; nucleic acid binding. The transcript has a single exon. Lineage: Eukaryota; Metazoa; Chordata; Actinopteri; Cypriniformes; Cyprinidae. The coding region runs from base 1153 to 5112 and encodes 1319 amino acids.
CUUGAGUUUCUUGAGUUCCCGCUUGGCUCGCAUGCGGCGGAUGCAGCACUGAAGGUAAACGAUGGCUUUGAGCGACCGCUUGUACCACUGCCGGGCCAACCAGCCACGGACCAUCUUCUGAAUGAUGAUGGUCUUGUGCUCACGCAGAAGCUGAACAAACACACAAUAACACAUGAUGGACAGGGAGAAUAAAAAAACACAAAUACACAAGCUUUAAGAACAUUGUAAUGCAAUGUAGAGAUGAGUGUUCUCAAAUCACUUUUUUCUCUCACACCUUCUGCCUUCUUAAUUUGCAGAUAUUACAUAUCCUGCCUUUAUAAUCCACUGCUGAUCAACAGAACUCAGAUAGCAGGAAAAGAGAGGGGAGAGAGACAGUAAGAGUAAUAAUACAGCCGUAGCUGCUGUGGUCGCUCAGUGGGACAGUCCCUACAUUGGAACAACCUGCACCCUGUGAGGUCACAGUGGGAAGGAGACUUAAGGUCAUCACAACACUGUGUUAUCUUCUUCCAGAGACUUUAAAAACUCCAACCAGUGACUAGCAAGCUAGUAAAAUACUAGGAAUCUGAAGGAAAGACAGAAUUGCACCUUUCGUGGUUUACUCCGUACUAUCUAAUGGCAGAUUAUCUUUGCAUAGUGUUCAAACACAUACAUUAAAAUGUCAGUGGUUUUAUAUAUUUGACAGUCAAUCAUUUAUAAUAAUAUAUAAAAAAGAAGUAGUGGUAGUGUAAAUUAAAAUCAGUCACUUAGAAACACUCUGCGUUUAAACCACUCUGACUCACGUGUGCAGUUAGCAGCUUUCACUACUCAUGUGUCUCAUGCCUGAAAUGAUUCAUGUAAUGUAUGUACUAUUGGGUAUCAGCAUUCUGUGAUAAGCCUGCCCUCUAGUGGUGACUCAUAAAGUGACGUAUUGAAGUUAACAGUUCAGAGUAAAAACAAUGUGAGUUAACACGACUCGAUUGUCUGCUGUGUGUAUCAUUCAUUCUGCCAACAUACACAACAAAAUUGGCGACGAGGUCUGGAUCAACAACUACAGAUGCGUCAACAAGACUUUAAUGGACAUGUAACAGGAAGAGAUUGUGAAAAGACAGCGUGAGUCACAUGAAAGAAAGAGAAGCCAAUUAAAGUGUAAAGCUAAACUGCAAACGAGCAAAAAUGUCAAUGAUUGGAACAAUCACCGCUUUUGAUAGUAAUGCUGAAGAUUGGGGAACUUAUGUGGAAAGAGUGGAAUUAUACUGUGAGGCUAAUGAUGUUGCAGAUGAUAAGAAGGUGGCUGUUUUGCUGAGCGUGAUGGGAGCAAAGACGUAUGGACUGCUCCGUAGUUUGUUAACCCCUGAAAAGCCAGCGGAUAAAACAUUUCAGCAAAUAGUGGACAUUCUAAAUGAACAUUUAAACCCCAAACCCCUAUUAAUUGCGGAAAGAUUCAGAUUCCAUAAGCGUAACCAAGCAAAAGGAGAAAGCAUUCCUGAAUAUAUAGCUGAGCUACGCCGAUUGUCAGAACAUUGUCAAUUUGGAGCUGGACUGGCAGAUGCAUUAAGAGACAGGCUUGUGUGUGGAAUGCACAAUGAAAGCACACAAAAAAGACUGUUGACAGAAAAAGACUUGACACUCGAUCGUGCACUGAACAUAGCAAUAUCCAUGGAGACUGCAGCAAAAGAUGCAUUGGAAUUGCAACAAAAAACAAUGGAAUGUGCAACAAAUAAGCUGUCACUGAAAUUGGAAAGAAAACAGAAAUGUUAUCGCUGCGGAAAAAUGUCUCAUGAUGCGAAUGACUGCUGGUUCAAAGAUAAAGAGUGCAGAAAAUGCCAUAAAAAUGGGCACAUCGAACGUGUAUGCAAAAUGGGCAGACAGAGGAUACAAAAAGACAGAACACACAAAGUGAAACGUAAAUCCGCCACUGUACAUCAAGUUACUGAAAAUGAAACAAACACAAGUUCAGGUACAGAUGAUCUUUCAUGUUUGGAACUGUACAGUAUUAAGGAGACUGAUCGAAGAGUUAUUUGGCUUACACCAGAAGUGUCAGGAGUCAAACUAAAAAUGGAGUUAGACACUGGAUCGGCCUUAUCAGUCAUCUCAGCAGCUGAUUACCAGCGACUGUUCUCAAAAAUACCACUGCAAAGCACAUCAGUGAUAUUAAAGACCUAUACUGGUGAAACAGUGUCUCCGAAAGGGAAAUUACCAGUAAUUGUGAAGUACAAAGAAAAUCAGCAGCAACUGAACUUGUAUGUGUUGGAAAAUGGAGGGCCUGCAUUGUUUGGACGUGAGUGGCUGAGGAAAAUACCUGUGGACUGGCACACAAUAAAAAACCUGGAUGUGUCCCAGCAAGUCAAUAACAAAGAGACACAAAAGACCCUAGUGCAAAUUUUAGAAAAUGCAGAACCUGUGUUUCAGAAAGGAAUAGGAACACUUAAGGGAAUAAAAGCAAAUCUGGAGUUGGAAGAAAACACUUCUCCAAAAUUCUUUAAAGCUCGCCCAGUCCCGUACGCAAUUCGUCCCAAGGUGGAGGCAGAGCUGGAAAAUUUGGAAAAAAUGGGAAUUCUGACAAGGGUUGAAUGGAGCGAAUGGGCAACACCCAUAGUCCCAGUGAUCAAAAAAGGGAAAGCAGGAGAUGUGCGUAUUUGCGGGGAUUUUAAAGUGACCAUUAAUCCAGCGCUUCAUGCAGUACAGUAUCCCCUGCCACGCAUUGAAGACAUUUUUGCAUCCUUGUCUGGUGGAGAACACUUCUCAAAAAUUGACCUAGCCCAAGCUUACCUUCAAAUGGAGAUGGAUGAGAAAUCCAAGAAAUUCUUGACCAUCAACACACAUAAAGGGCUCUAUCAGUACAACCGUCUUGUUUUUGGAAUUGCCUCAGCCCCUGCUUUGUGGCAGAGAGCGAUGGACCAGGUGUUGCAGGGUAUCCCGGGAACGCAGUGUUACCUGGAUGAUAUCAUUGUAACGGGGAAGGAUGAUUCAGAUCACCUCCAAAACUUGCAACGGGUGCUGAUGAGAUUGUGUGAGUAUGGACUAAGAGCCAACAAAGAAAAAUGUGAGUUCUUUAAGUCUCAGAUUUCUUACUGUGGUCAUGUGAUAGACAAAGAUGGUCUACACAAGUCACAAGACAAAAUUGAAGCUGUGCUAAAGGCGCCACACCCACAAAAUGUGUCUCAACUGCGAUCAUAUCUCGGACUUGUGAACUAUUACCACAAAUUUCUUCCAAACCUCUCCACUGUACUACAUCCUUUGAAUGCAUUGUUGCAAACAAAGACACAGUGGAAAUGGUCGGACAGCUGUGAACAAGCUUUCCAAGAGACCAAAAGGCUCAUAACUUCUGAUGUAGUGCUGACACACUUCAACCCAUCUAUGCCUAUCAGACUGGCGUGCGAUGCAUCACCAUAUGGAAUUGGCGCAGUGCUGUCACACAAGUUUCCAGAUGGCACUGAAAAACCGAUAGCCUUCGCAUCUAGAUCACUAACGACAGCAGAACGUAACUAUGCACAAAUAGACCGUGAAGCACUUAGUCUCGUGUGGGGUGUAAAAAAAUUCCACCAUUAUCUGUAUGGUCAAAGGUUUACCCUGAUCACAGAUCAUCAGCCCUUGGUCUCGAUCUUCAAUGUUCGGAAGGGUGUCUCAGCGAUGGCCUCAGCACGGCUGCAGCGUUGGUCACUCUUUUUGGGUGCUCACCAAUAUGAUAUCGAGUACAAAGGCACCAAACUACACGGUAAUGCUGAUGGCUUGUCACGUCUUCCACUAAAGUUGACAGAAGAGUCAAAGGCGAUGGAUCCAGCUGACGUGUUUCAAACCUCAAUUGUGAGUCAGUUUCCUGUGACAAAUGCCACUAUUCAGAGAGAAACCCGCAAUGACCCAACAUUGUCUAAGGUCUAUGAUAUCACUGUACAUGGGUGGCCGACAAAAGGGAACUCCCUAUAUCCAGCAUUCGCAGCGAGGAGAGAACAGCUUUCUGUGUGUCAAGGAACUCUAAUGUGUGGCUUACGAGUCGUCAUUCCCUCCAAAUUGCGCAGUAAGAUGCUGGACACACUGCAUGAAGGACAUUUGGGCACUGUAAAAAUGAAAAACCUUGCCCGCAGUUACAUGUGGUGGCCGGGAAUCGACAAACAGAUUGAGGAUCUGGCAAAGGCUUGUCCAGGAUGUCAAAAGACACAGAACUCUCCGCCAUUAGCUCCCUUGCAUCCCUGGGAAUGGCCGUCAACACCGUGGCAAAGAGUGCAUGUCGACUUUGCUGGACCAUUCAAGGACUCAAUGUUCUUGAUCGCCGUGGACGCGCAUUCUAAGUGGCCUGAAGUUGUUCUAAUGAAGACAACCACAUCCGAAAAGACUGUUUCUGUGCUAAGAACAAUAUUCUCCAGAAAUGGGCUGCCAGAACAGAUAUGCACGGAUAAUGGACGACAGUUUGUCUCAGACGAGUUUCAGAAAUUCAUGAAGCUGAACGGAGUCAAGCACAUUACUUCCGCACCAUACCAUCCUGCCACUAAUGGCUUGGCAGAAAGGUUUGUACAAACCUUCAAGAAAGCAAUAAAAGCAAUGGAUAAUGACACUAUCUCGCUCCAACACAAAAUAGACAACUUCCUUUUCAUGUACAGAAAUGCCACUCACUCCACGACUGGUCAAACACCAGCGAUGAUGUUCCUGAAGAGGAAUUUAAGAUCUCGUUUGGAUCUCAUCAAACCUGAUGUUCGACGAGAUGUAGAAAACAAACAAUUUGUGCACAUGAACAAUAGACAAACAAGAAACUUCCAAGUAGGACAAGAAGUCUUAGCACGUGACUACAGACUGGAAAAGUGGCAGCCAGGUACCAUCACCACCAGAACUGGACCCUUGAUGUACACAGUAAAGGUUGGAGACAACACAUGGAGACGGCAUGCAGAUCAGCUGGUGGAUCGGCAGACAAAAUCCUCGCUGUUACCUGUUUCUGAUUCACCUGACAAUGUCCCUGAUGUAAAUGACAAGGUCAAUGAUGCUGUUGAGACUGCCCCUCUUACCUCAGUUAACACGAACGAUUCUGAACCACAAAAUGAUGAACCAGAUGGGACGAUUCCAGUUACACCUGAACAGCACCCAGGUUCACAGAGACGUUAUCCUGAGAGAUGUAGGAAACCUCCCCAAAGGCUUGAUUUGUAGUUGUGUUUUAGUUGGCAACAUUGUUCAGGUUAAUUGUAAAUGUUAUGCAGUAAGUUUAUAGUUAUGUAUUUCUUGUUUCUUAGGUUGAUUAAUCUAGGGGGGGAGGAAAGUGUAAUGUAUGUACUAUUGGGUAUCAGCAUUCUGUGAUAAGCCUGCCCUCUAGUGGUGACUCAUAAAGUGACGUAUUGAAGUUAACAGUUCAGAGUAAAAACAAUGUGAGUUAACACGACUCGAUUGUCUGCUGUGUGUAUCAUUCAUUCUGCCAACAUACACAACAAUUCACUUGUUUCCAGUGUGUUUAUUAUAAGCCAGCCAGCAUCAUAUUUUACCCCGAUGUAUAUCAAUUUAUCAGUGUUUGUUUAAAUGGUAAGUUGUUAACGUCGUGUAUACUGGUAUGAGACCAGUACUGUUUGUGAGCUGUGUGUUUAUGACUGGGACAAAGAUAUUUCUAAAUGUAAGAACGGUGUAUCAGUAUGUC